Messenger RNA from Caenorhabditis remanei, 240 nucleotides. RefSeq lists its product as uncharacterized. NCBI's taxonomy places the organism in Eukaryota, Metazoa, Nematoda, Chromadorea, Rhabditida, Rhabditidae. The record is from RefSeq and is a predicted model, not a curated record. The transcript has 2 exons. Bases 1 to 240 code for a protein of 79 amino acids. Gene Ontology annotation, biological process: protein histidyl modification to diphthamide. Gene Ontology annotation, molecular function: metal ion binding.
AUGUCCGUCUUCCACGACGAAGUCGAAAUUGAGGAUUUUGAAUUCGACGAGGAGAAGGACGUCUAUCACUACCCGUGUCCUUGUGGUGAUCGAUUUGAAAUAGCGAGAGAAAUGCUAGAAAUGGGCGAAGACGUUGCACAAUGUCCCAGCUGUUCCCUCCUCAUUCGAGUCAUCUACGAUCCCGAAGAUUUCGUGAAACUCGAGACCAUCACCUCCAAGCCGAUUGCAGAGACGGUCUAA